AAGAGAAAGUAUGGGGAUAGUGGUUUCUGACGACGACGGGCACGAGGAUAUAUAAUAAGGACGCUCCUUGUAUUUUCCACAUUCAAAUUCUAAGUCAGAGAGAUAAUUGUGUUUCAGAGAGAAUUUGAGAAAGAGAGAUGGUAGGACCAGAAAGACCUCAGUUUGUGCUGUUUGGUUCGUCCAUCGUACAGCUCAGUUUCAGUGAUGGCGGCUGGGGCUCAAUUCUUGGUGAUUUGUACUCUCGUAAGGCUGACAUAGUUUUACGAGGAUAUUCCGGUUGGAAUUCAAGGCAUGCUCUUCUGGUUUUAGAUCAAGUUUUUCCAGAGGAUGCUGCUGUUCAACCCUCUUUGGUCAUAGUCUACUUUGGGGGCAACGAUUCGGUAAAGCCUCAUCCAUCUGGCCUAGGCCAACAUGUGCCACUUCCUGAAUAUGUUGAAAAUAUGAGAAAAAUUGCUAUUCAUCUCAAGGGUCUUUCAGAGAAAACCCGCAUAAUCUUUCUUACUGCUCCUCCCAUCAACGAAGAUCAAAUUCGUGAAUUUUAUAGCAGCGACAGCUUUUUCGGUCGAACAAAUGAGUUGUGCAGAGAAUAUUCAGAAGCUUGCUUAGAGCUGUGCAAAGAGAUGGAUAUCAAGGCAAUUGACCUGUGGACGGCAAUCCAGAAAGGAAAAGAUUGGCAAAGCACUUGCUUUUUAGAUGGAAUACAUUUUUCAGCUGAGGGGAGCAAGGUGGUAGUGAAGGAAAUACUAAAGGUGCUCAAAGAGAAAGAUUGGGAACCAAACUUGCACUACAACUCAUUGCCUGCUGAAUUUGGAGAGGAUUCACCAUACUAUCCACUUAGUUCUGACGGGAAGACAACUUUGAACUUGUCCGAGUUCAGCUUUGACAGAAUCAUAUACUGGGGAAUACAUGAUGAAAACGAUUAAGCAGUCUUAAUAUUUGUCAUCAAUAAGACAUUAACUGUGUUCUUGCCACAAUACUCCAAUGAUUUUCGCAAAAACUUUGCUUUUCUUUCUUUAACUUGAUUGUUAUAAGCAAACGUGAACAACAAUAUGGGGAAGAAGGGGUGGUUAAAGGAAAAAAAAGAGCUUACAGUGGGUUAUGGGCCGUCCGCUUGGUGGUUGCCCAUAUGUUGCGGUCAUUGUUGGAACUAUAAUAGAGUUGGGACUUGGGAGUUUUAGAUGACUAUUGAGCAACACAAUUUGUCUUUUCAAGUUGAAAGAAUUUUUGAGGGAAAAAGUAGUUUUAAUCCUUGAUUCAGUUCAUUUAUGAACUUUUUGAGCAAACAGCAAUAGAAUUUUUGA
Messenger RNA from Morus notabilis, 1301 nucleotides. RefSeq names its product GDSL esterase/lipase CPRD49. The transcript is spliced from 6 exons. The record is from RefSeq and is a predicted model, not a curated record. NCBI's taxonomy places the organism in Eukaryota, Viridiplantae, Streptophyta, Magnoliopsida, Rosales, Moraceae. The coding region runs from base 138 to 923 and encodes 261 amino acids.